Danio aesculapii is the source of this 1011-nucleotide messenger RNA. Its product is annotated as trace amine-associated receptor 1-like. The record is from RefSeq and is a predicted model, not a curated record. Gene Ontology annotation, cellular component: membrane. Gene Ontology annotation, biological process: adenylate cyclase-activating adrenergic receptor signaling pathway. NCBI's taxonomy places the organism in Eukaryota, Metazoa, Chordata, Actinopteri, Cypriniformes, Danionidae. The transcript has a single exon. Gene Ontology annotation, molecular function: trace-amine receptor activity. The coding region runs from base 1 to 1011 and encodes 336 amino acids.
AUGGACAUCCGGAUCAACAUCAGCCACAAUGGACUCUGGGAGAAACCUUUCCUCUGUUAUGAGUUUAGUAACAGGUCUUGUCAGAAGUUUGUCUAUCCUUUGGAAACUCGUAUAUUGCUAUACAUUCUUUUCAGCAUCUCUUCAAUAAUCACAAUCAUAGGAAACCUGCUGGUGAUCAUAACGGUCAUUCAUUUCAGGCAGCUUCACACACCGACUAACUACCUCAUCUUGUCUCUGGCUGUGUCCGAUCUGCUUGUCGGAGGAGUUGUGAUGCCUCCCAGCAUGCUGCGCUCCAUCGAGACCUGCUGGUAUCUGGGAGAUUUGUUGUGUAAAAUACACAGCAGUCUUGAUGUCACAUUGUGCACCGCUUCAAUUCUAAACCUCUGCAUCAUUUCUUUAGACAGAUAUUACGCCAUAUGUCACCCAUUCCAAUAUCACAGUAAAAUGACGUCACUUGCCACAUUGGUUAUGAUUAUCAUCUGCUGGACUGUUUCAGCUGUUCUGGGGUUUGGCAUGAUCUUCAUGGAGCUUAAUAUUCUUGGUAUUGAAGAUUUUUACUAUGAAAAUGUUGAUUGUAAUGGAAGAUGCCUUGUGUUUCAGAGCAGAGAGGUAGCUGUCUUUAUGUCAUUGGCCUGUUUUUAUAUUCCUGCAUUUGUCAUGCUCUGUGUGUAUCUGAAGAUCUUACAUGAAGCUCAACGGCAGGUUCAGGCCAUCCAGAGUGUGAAUUCUGAACUGAAAAAAGAGGGAAAAGCCACUAAGACUUUAGCCAUCAUCAUGGGGGUCUUUCUGACUUUCUGGAUUCCCUUUUUCCUCUGUAAUCUUAUUGAUCCCUUUAUUGGUUACUCUGUUCCUCCACUUCUCUUUGACUUAUUCUUGUGGGUUGGAUAUUAUAACUCCACAUGUAAUCCUAUAGUGUACACCUUCUUUUACAGCUGGUUCAGACAUGCUUUCAGAGUCAUUCUGUCUGGAAGAAUAUUUCAGAGCAAUUCUUCAAGAACAAUACUACUGUAA